AGCAAGAAAAGGAAGAUGACCAGCUUUCGGAAAUCAGCUGUCAGCUAGAAAUGGAAGAUGACAAAUCUAUGGAGUUCUGGGACCUAGUAUUGGGAGACGAUUGGGAUGAAGUAAUUAAAAAAUACAAUGAAGACAGUAAUUUUCACAAGAUAGAUAUCAAGGGAAGAGGAACAGCAUUACACGUGGCAGUAAGCAUGGGACGACGCGACGACGUAGUGAAAAGUCUUGUAAAAGCAAUAGAAAAGCUUGGUGAUGAAAGUAGUUUGAAAAUGAUGAAUGAAAUAGGUGCUACUCCACUUCAUGUUGCAGCAUAUGCAGGAUUCCUAGAUGUGUGUAAACUUAUAAUUGGAAAAGAAGGUCAAAGGAAAUAUUUGAUUCAAGUGAAAAAUUUUGACGGGGAAACACCACUUUUUUGGGCGGUGAAUGUCCGUCAAAUGUCAGUGUUUCUUUAUCUCCAACAAUUUUAUCGUGUUGAUCUCAAUAUUGCUAUUGAUAACAACUAG
Messenger RNA from Vicia villosa (hairy vetch), 503 nucleotides. RefSeq lists its product as uncharacterized. The record is from RefSeq and is a predicted model, not a curated record. Lineage: Eukaryota; Viridiplantae; Streptophyta; Magnoliopsida; Fabales; Fabaceae. Bases 51 to 503 code for a protein of 150 amino acids. The transcript has 3 exons. Gene Ontology annotation, molecular function: protein binding.